UUAAUGUCCAUGACGUUGAUCGUACACUGAGUACGCUGUGUCGCUUGGGUGGACAGUAUAGUUACUUCAACAUUAAAUGGAAUAAAAUGCCGCGGAUUCAUGUAAAUAGAGACGUUGCUUCAGCGUAAUUCACCAAUGCUUCUUAAAUAAGACGGGUUACGUCUGUAGCCGGUGGCGGCAGGCUUAUUUUCGGUUUUUAUCAGCAAUAUUUCAGGGAGAGGAGCGACGCCCUCCUCGCCACAGAAGCUGUGAGGAAGUUGGUCAUUCGUGUCCCUGUUGAACAAGUAAUGAACUGAGGACGUCUACACCCCAAACUCACCACAUCUUCACAUCUGCUGCAUCCAGUCUUCACUCUCGCUGCCUGUCAGUAAAAAGAGUCGACGACGUUGCCACAUCUGGGCAGAGAAAUGUGUGUGCACUUGUAUUCUCGGAUGCAUGACUGUGUCUGAGUGUUUUUGGCCUGUAUCAAGAGGCAGUUGGCUGCACUUCCUCUCUCACCUUCUGAGAGGCACUUCUCCACUUGACUGACUACAACUUUUGUCUCCAUAACUGCAAAGCAUCAUGGGUAGAAAAAAGAUUCAGAUCCAACGGAUCACCGAUGAAAGAAACAAGCAGGUGACAUUCACAAAGCGAAAGUUUGGCUUGAUGAAGAAAGCCUACGAACUGAGUGUGUUGUGUGACUGCGAGAUCGCGCUGAUCAUCUUCAACCAUGCGAACAAGCUGUUCCAGUAUGCCAGCACCGACAUGGACAAGGUCCUGCUCAAAUACACAGAGUACAACGAGCCUCACGAGAGCCGGACCAAUGCAGAUAUUAUUGAGACUUUGAGAAAGAAAGGCUUCAACGGUUGUGACAGUCCAGAGCCGGAUGGUGAAGACUCCAUUGACCAAAGUCCCCUAAAUGAUGACAAGUACCGUAAGACCACAGAGGACCUGGACGUCAUCUUCAAACGCUAUGGUCAGUCGACAGCUCCGCCCCAGACGUUCUCCAUGCCAGUCACAGUCCAGUCGUCCAAUCAAAGCACACUGCAAUUCAGUAACCCUGGCAACGCACUGGUAACUACCUCCGAUGUGACAUCAUCGUCUCUCACGGAUGCCCACCUCCUGUCGCCACAGCAACCGGCUCUUCAGAGAAAUACGGUGUCUCCUGGGUUGCCACAGCGACCAGCAAGUGCAGGCGCUCUUCUUGGAGGCGACCUGAAUAAUUCAAAUGGAGGAUGCCCAAGUCCAGUCCCUAAUGGAUACACCAGUGCCAGGGCCUCCCCAGGCCUCCUCACCGUUUCAAAUGGCAACAGUCUGGGGAAAGUAGUUAUGGCUAAGUCUCCACCCCCACCUCCCAGCCCCCAGAUGGUCAACAGCCGCAAGCCAGACCUCCGAGUCAUCACCUCACAGGGUGGAAAGAGCCUCAUGCAGAUGAACGCCCAGAGGCUGGCAGCAGGGGCUCAGGUGGCUCAAACUCUCACCACGCCGGUGGUCUCUGUGGCCACGCCGAGCCUCCUGGCACAGGGGCUGCCCUUCUCCGCCAUGCCCACAGCGUACAACACAGAGUACCAGCUGACCAGUGCAGACAUCACUGCUUUACACGCUCUGGCGUCACCUGGCGGCUUGUUGCCAAGCAGUGUGUCCACAUGGCAUCAGCAGCAGGCUGUUUCCCAGCAGCCACAGCAACCACAACAGCAGCAGCAGCAGCAGCAACAACAACAACAGCAGCAACAACAACAGCAACUUAAUCUUGCAUCACUCAGCAACUUGGUCAUGUGGGGCGUGGACAAACAGAGCAGCGAGCUGUCUAGCCAGGUGUCCAGUCUGGCUGCCAAUCUGAGUGUUGGCUCUCCGUCCAACCUGCUCUUGGGUAGAGAUGAGUGGUUGGGCCGGCCUGUGACCCAUAUACCUCAAGGCACCAUGCUGACCGUCAACACAAACUCCAGUGUGAACAUCAAAUCGGAGCCAGUCUCGCCUGGUCGGGAUCGCAGCACUCCUUGCCCUCCUCCAUCUUCUACCACGCCGUCCUCGACCUCAGGAGGAGCCAUCCUGACGGCGCCGCCGCAGUACCCCGGCUCCCUGCUGUGCCUGGAGCCCCCGACUGGUCGUUCGCCUGCAGACAGCGUAAGCAGCAAUGCCAGCUCCUUUGAAGGCAGCGAUCGCGAUGACACUGGUGGCGGAGGUGGAGGUGGUGGCGGCACUGCAGGAAGCGGCGGGCCUGCCAGCCGGGCCGUGCCAACUGACUUCAGCCCUUCCACCGAACUCCUCAGGGCGUCAAACGAACCAGAGCAAGAGGGAGGAAACAUCAAGCGCAUGAGACUGGACACCUGGGUCACAUAGAGCCGCCUGCGACACCUUUCUGCACCCACAGCGAAGUUUUGGUGACACUUACAGAACCACAACGCACACCCACACUCAUCCUUAAACCUCCACUGCCCUCACCCCACUGCCAUGUGACACUAUCAUCACACUUCUGCCUCUGUCCAUAAUUAUACAACUCAGCUGUGUCACCCAGACUUAUGAGACUUUGCCACAAAAACAUAACAAAUAAUCCUUUGUGUUGGGGUCCUUGCUCUAAGCGAGCAGAGGAUGGCUUAGUGCUCAGCUGGGUAUUUUGUCCCUGGUAGGCCCUUAAAUAUAGAGGGACGAUAGAUUUUUAAAGCCUUCUUGCUUGAAUGGACUCCCAUAUAGAAAUUUCUUUUGGUAGAAAUGAGGUGUUGAACCUUUUUGCAAUCUGACGGAAUCAUAAAAACAUUCAUCGUUCCCAUGGUUUCUGCGCAACCUUCACGCAUUUACAUUGAGCUCUGCUACGUUGUUCACGAUGUGAUUGGUGACUCGUCGACAUCAUGGGACUUCUGACAAAUGACUCACCACUUCCUGCUCUUUGAAAUCCAACGUUGCUUGGAUUGUGUGCUGUCCAUUCUACCACAAGUCACCUCCAAACUGCACUUUUGGAUAUAACUUAAAUCUGGACAAGUUUGAGGACUGAGCAUCUAUCUGGCACUGAGCAAACAGACUCAAACACGACCUUCGAGGUAAGGAUACUUCACCACGGAUGGUUCUUUCUGCUGCCACAUCUACCAACCUCUGCCUAACAGCCCUCAGGUGGCACUCUGUGGCUGUGGAGUCGAGGACCCUGCCAGAGUGCCAAUAUCAACCUCUCCUCAACAAAAAAAAAAUGCCAAAUGCCUCUCGCACACGGUGCAGGGACACUGACGAAUUAUCACUCGCACUCACGGAAAUAACGAGAACUAGUAACUGUUGAUGCUUUUCAGGCUUUGAAUUCGCCAUCACUCUCUCCUCGGACUGGGUGCUCCUCCCAUCCCAUCUCACCUCAUCUCCUCUGGAACUUGGAUGGAAGUGGCUGCACCAGGAAUCCAGCCAGUCGACUUAGCUUAUUCACCAGGAGUAGAUGCCAUCCAAGUUAAACGCUUAGUAUGAGUUUUGUUGAGCCUCUGGUGGAUUUUUUUGUUUUGUUUUUAUUUUUGUUUUUUGGGGUAGGGAAGUAUUUGGUUCUUUCAAUCCAAGUGUUCUUUAUCUGUUGGUAUUUUAAAUAAAAAAAAAAUCUGUUUUGAAGGUCUGUUAGUCGUCCAGAAGUAGGAAUUCUGACUUUGUAUAAAAAUCACUCCUUAUACAAAAGCUUUGAUGUCCUCUUUAGCUGUCUCUAGCUAUCCUUAGUUCCUUGCCGUGUUUCAAAAAGUGAAAGGAAAAAGACAUUUUCUAUAUUUCUACCGCUUCAGUUGGCGACAAAGUAAAAUAGCUUUUCAGCUUCAACGACGUGUAUGUACAUAUGAAUAUAUUUGCAUAGACUUUGCUAGGUAUCCCUAAAAACAAGCAAUGUGUUGAUUCUCAGUGGAUCUGUUUGCAUAUAUGAGUGUGAAUUUGAUAUGUUUCGAGCUACGGUGCAGGGGUCACGCCACACUAGGUAGUGCUGGUGGGAUGGACUUGUUUCAGUAAACCUAUUUUAUGCUAGUGUUGAUGGUGUGUGCACUUUCUGUCCCUCACUCACAGAGGCCGACUUGGUUGUGGUGUCAUCAUAUUCUCCCACCACACAUAUUUUAAAACCCACGAUCGAAGUACAAUUGUCCACAACCACCGUAACAUGAACUGAUUAGGACACUGUCACUUACUCACUUGUAGUGUAGUUAGGAGAUAAAACACACUUCUUUGAUACAUAUUUUGAUUGACAAAAUUAUGUAGUUUAAAAAAAAAAAAGAAAAAAGAAAAAAAGUUUUCCAUGUUAAGCAGACACAUAUUAUAUGCCUUUUUUCCCACUUUGAAAUCCUUUCAAGAAAUUGGCUACCAAGUGCUGUGGUUGUUGUUUAAUUGUAUGAUUUCCAGUACAAACUUGUUUUGUCUGAACCAUUUCAAGUUUGUGUAGGAGUGUGUGUACACAGGUUGUUUUUAGCCUACAAAUAGAAGGUUUCUCCUUGAUUGCUUGACCUUUUCUUUGUUUGUUUUUUUUCUUUUUGUGCCCCCUUGAGACAAUGCUCAAAGUGCAGACUGGAGUUAAUGACUGAUUAUUAUCUGCUUAAAACAACCCCAUUCUUUUAUGUCAGUGUAGGUGAAGUGGAAGAAGUGAACACGGCUGCUUUUGUGACUUGAUGCCGCUUGGUGCGAUUGGUCACGGUCCACGGCAAAGUGUGAAACCAGCGUUUGACACCGGCACUGUGGAUUUGCGGUGUUGUUGGAUGUUUUCAGCGAUCAGGAGGUUUUUCCCCAUCCCUUGUUCGACAGUGUGGUGGGUAGCCUUACACUCUUUUCACCCAACAGUUACAGUAAGCUCAUGUUGGAGAAAAUUUGCAUGCUUAGAGGAAUAGUUUGACAUUUUGGUAAACUCUCUUUCAUACCUAAAGUUACAAUUAAACCAAAAGCCUCCCAUCAGCUCUUCAGAAGCUCAACUCUGAUACCGUGUUCAUGUCGUAUCGUUCAGCCUGCAGUUAUUUUAGUCAGAAGUUUCCUUUCAAAUUUGUAGUUUUAGAUUGCAGAUGAAUUUCCAGAAAACUGGCAAAAGAAAAUGUUUAUUAAUGCAAAUUACCAUUUACUACCGCUAUGCUAAAAUUAGGUCGUACAUUGACACAAACAGUUGGUGGCGCUGAGCCUUCAGUCUAGUGCUAUUUAAGUGUAGCAGAAGAAGACUCAAACAAAUAAGCGAGUUUCCCAAAAAUAUCAAACUGUUCCCUUUAAAGAUACAAUUGAUUACCUUCACCAAGAGUUAAUAAUCUGCUCUUUUAACCAUACACACACACAUAUAUAUAAAAUAUAUAUAUGUGUGUGUAUAUAAAUAUAUAUAUAAAAAAAAUUAAUUUCCUUGUAAAGUCUUUGUGUUUGUGGCCACUGAUGGUUGACUGAAAUGUGACACCACACCGAUUGGCUUCAGCAUCCUGCUUCCUGCAGGUUAGUUCAUGUACAAAAAGGUUCUCUGUCCAAUCCAGCAGUGUAGUCACAAGACAAUCUAUAUGAGAAAUGAAAACCUGCACCCCUGUUACUCGUCGUGUACAAUGUUUUUUAGAAUCUCACUAUUUUUGGAUUAAUUUGUGCUGGUGACAGUUCCAUUGUCUAUUAUUAUUAUGAUGAUAUUAUUAUGGAGCUUUUAUUUUAUUGCUAUUUUGUGUAGGAUAGUCAACUGUUUUUAUUUCCUCUCAUUUUAUCUUCCUUAUCAUAAACAUAUAAUACUGGUUUCCUUUUUUUAAACAACUUGCUGAAAAUUGCACGAUCAGUUAUUGUGGUAUUAGCAAAUGCAAUGAAGGAAAUACCAGUUAAAUGCUGCAAUUUUAAUUAAGAUAUAGAAUAUAUUUAUAAAAAAAAAAAAAAACGGGAAACAGCUGAAAUUAGUAAUUCAUGAAAUUUGAAAGACGUAAAUGCAUGGGAUACAAGUAACAGCAAAGCUUAUGUUACGUACAGUAAUGAUAAAGGACAUGCAUCACAAAUGAGUUUUAAAAACGACUCAGAAUAAUGUAGCAUAUGAAAUACUAAAGAUGAAAUUUAUAGCUAAUAUAUUGUGUUGAGCUAGUCGGCUUUGGGUUUUUGUUGUAAAGAAAAUAUUUCUUUCUGUUGUUUUUUUGAGAAUGAUAUACAGUUUGUGUAUAUUUUCAUAUACAAAGUAUGCACUGAUAUGUUAUUGAAAUUCUAUACCGCUUUUACAAAAAAGUGUUUGUUGUACCAAAGUAUCCAAGUCCCUUGAGACCUUACCCUUUUUGCGUAUGUUUUACCGUAUUUUAUAUAUUAAAUAGAUGAACUGAGUGAAAUGAA
Scatophagus argus is the source of this 6231-nucleotide messenger RNA. Its product is annotated as myocyte-specific enhancer factor 2D homolog. The record is from RefSeq and is a predicted model, not a curated record. The transcript has 12 exons. Bases 562 to 2319 code for a protein of 585 amino acids. Gene Ontology annotation, molecular function: DNA-binding transcription factor activity, RNA polymerase II-specific; RNA polymerase II cis-regulatory region sequence-specific DNA binding; protein dimerization activity. Gene Ontology annotation, biological process: cell differentiation; positive regulation of transcription by RNA polymerase II. Lineage: Eukaryota; Metazoa; Chordata; Actinopteri; Scatophagidae.